This is a messenger RNA of Musca domestica (house fly), 1597 nucleotides long. It is a transcript of the gene Tango9, whose product is annotated as solute carrier family 35 member F6. Gene Ontology annotation, cellular component: intracellular membrane-bounded organelle; membrane. The record is from RefSeq and is a predicted model, not a curated record. Bases 147 to 1307 code for a protein of 386 amino acids. Lineage: Eukaryota; Metazoa; Arthropoda; Insecta; Diptera; Muscidae. The transcript has 5 exons.
AUUACUUACUUGCAGUUGCAAUUCUGCUUUGUUUAUUUUUUUGCAAAUUUUGCCGAUAUAGAGGAGAAAUUUCGCAAAACUUUUGUUUGGAUAUAUAAUACAACAACUCGAUUUGUUGGAGUUCACCUCAACUACACAGCCGGAGAAUGAACAACAUAAUUAUUUUAUUAUUUCUUAUCUCCAGUACUUGCAAUACGCUUCUAAUCAAAUGGACAAAUACAUUAAAGGGUGAAUGUUAUGAUGGCAAAUGGCGUUAUUUUCAGCAUCCAGUCGCCCUGACCUUUUUGAUGUUCUUGGGUGAAUGCAUCUGUUUUCUUAUCUACAAAACUAUAUUUGCUUUACUGCGUAGAAGAAAUGAUGGCUCCGAAGAUAACAAUCUACUGACAAGCGGUGACCGUGAAUUUCGACCUAUGGCAAUGCUUUUACCGGCAUUUUUGAAUACCAUAACAACGGUUAUGUUAUUGACCGGUCUCUAUUUGACCUAUGCAUCUAGUUUUCAAGCUAUACGAUGCUCCACCAUCAUUUUCAUCGGCCUGUUUGGAUCGAUCUACCUAAAUCAAAACCUGAUUGGACGUCAUUGGUCAGCAAUAAUCAUAAUUGCAUGCGGUCUUACUAUUAUCAUCUCAACGGACAUGCAACGAAUAGUCUACGACCAGGCAUCUUUGGCUCAUCCGAAUUCAAAUGCUGUUCUGUCAGGAGAUUUAUUAAUUAUUUGUGCCUCCAUAUUUCAGGCAGCCAAAAUGAUCUACGAAGAGAAAUAUGUGAAGGCGUGUAAUGUACCCAUUCUCCAGGCCCUGGGCUGGCAAGGUGUCUUUGGUGUGGUGAUAACUGGCAUCUUGGGUAUCUGUAUGAAUUACCUACCCACACCGAUAUCACCAUUCAACGACAGUUCCCGUGAAGUUUUCGAUGAUUUACAGGAUAUCUUUAGCCAAUUGCAAAGCAAUCCAUGGCUCAUUGUUGCUGUGUGUAUCUUCGUUGUUACCACCGCCAUACAUGGCUAUACCAGUUUAGCCAUAAUUCGCUUCUCGUCUUCGGCAAAUCUCAUACUGGCCGAUAGCAUUCGUUGUUAUUUGGUUUGGCUAAUGGCCUGCCUCUUGGAAUGGGAAUAUAUUAAUUUGGUCACCAUAAUUGGUUAUGUUAUUCUACAGCUCGGUUUGAUCACCUAUCGACGGGCCAUCAUCUUGGAAUGGUAUCGUUCGAUACUGUUACGUUUGGCCCGUAAUCGUUAUGCCGAAAUGACUGCCGAUCCGGCAACGGGUAUUGGAGGUGCUGGUAUACCAACAAAUCGCCCAGCUGAUAUAAUUUAAAAAGACGAUAUGGUGCUUAACAAAGUUAUUUAGAUUUUUUUGUCAUCUAUUAUUUCGAUUGUUGUAUGUGAUAAACAAUAUGGAAGAAAAACAAAACAAAAAAAGGAAAUCUUCAUUAAACAAAGAGAAAUAAAGAAUAAUAUUAGAGCAUAGCUAUAGAAUUGAUAUAAAGCGAUAAAAAGUGGUCGCCCAUAUUGAAAGUAAAGUGAUUUAUAAGACUUGUUUGUAUAAGUUGCAGGAGAAUUUAAAAAAAAGAAAAAUAAAUUAAGUAGAAUGUAUACCGAAGGAAA